Molecule: messenger RNA, 1524 nt
Organism: Cladocopium goreaui
Lineage: Eukaryota; Dinophyceae; Suessiales; Symbiodiniaceae
Source: the annotation of a GenBank genome assembly
AUGGAGGGCCUCCGGGCAGCGGUUGCAGCGCUGAACGUCCAAGAAGUCGAACGGCUGUUGAAGGAGCCUGCACAACGUGACUUGAUCCUGGCAGAUGAUGAAGACGGGCAAACUUUCCUUCACCAAUGUGCUGACCUUCUUGGUUCUGCUUCAGAUGUUUGUGGACGAGGCUCUGAGAUGGUCACAUUGCUUCUACGGAAGGGCGCCGAUCCGCGUAGCCUCAACAGCUUGGGGGAAUCUCCGUUGACCCUGGCAGCACGAGCCAUUGCAUGUGCUUUCACCUCCAACCCAGAGGAACGCGUGCCAUCAGAGCUGCGACUGUCAGCCGUCUCCUCGUUGUUGCAGGACCUGAACAUCUACUCCCACGAGGAGCAGUUGCUGUUGGCGGAGGCUCUCUUGCAGGACACCUCCCAUGAGCAUUUCGACACACAUUCGAAGCGUCCGGGCGCUGCCGCGGCCGGCUUGGUCUCCAGAGAUUUUAUGUCGUCGCUGUCUGCAGAGGUGGAUUCCUUGUUAUACAACUCCUUGCCCUUGAACGAUGUCUCCAGCAGCCGCCAGAGGCCCGACAGCAAAGCUGCAGUGGAGCCAUCUACGCCAGGUGCCGUGGCCUUUGCCGCUCCUUCACCCGGACGGAAAGAGCCGAAAGACCCGAAAGACUCGGACUGGUCCAUCCGGAGGCCGGAAACCCACGUCCUGGGCGGCACCUAUACCUUAUUUGGUCCACCUCCCCGACCCGCCAAACGGUCAGUGCCAUCCACAGGGCCGAAACUGGCCACCUAUGAGCGUAACGUGGAGUUUGUAAAGCAAAGAGAAGCUCGACUGGAGAGCGCUCGGAAAGAACGAGAUGACCAGGAGAAAGGCCAAUUGGUGUCUCCCGCCAUCACUGAUGGAUCCAGAAGGUUGGUGAGCAAUGGCUACUCUCCCCCAUGGGAUGGCAAGAAAAGCACGACCCACUCCUGUCGCGCGCAGAAGGUGCUGAAGGAUGCCUUGGAGUUGAAGGCGCAGGAGGAGGCGGAGCACACCUUCCAACCCGCCAUCAACCAACGCAGCAAGGCCAUCUUCAGGCAUGUCAUCAACACGGGACAACCGUGGCAUGAUCGCGUUCACGCGGGCGAUCGCCCGGGCAAACCUCCCGGAACCAAGGCUCUGACCCCGGAAGAGCAGCAGCACAGCUUUCAGCCGGAGAUCUCUAGAAAGGCUCAACAACUCCGUCGCGAAGGUCAUGUGUCGGAGCGCCUGUACCGCGGUGAAGCCAAGGGCGACUCGGAAGCGCCCAAAAAGACACGAGCGCUGCAGAAGAGGAUCUCCCGGAUGUUGGCGCGAGAGUGUCAAGCGGCCCCGGUGCCCGGUGCGCAAGGCGACGAGGUGAAGCCGGAGACAAACACGGACCAGGCGGAGGCGGCUGCGGCUGCGCCCAAGGUCUCCGGUAUCUCCAAGCUGGUGGAAGCUCUCAGCAAGAGAGCCGAAAAGGAAGGUAGCCGAGAUGGUGUCACCAGUGCCGAGGCGACCCCGGCUGAGAGCUGA